ACCGUCCAGCUCUGCAGUCCAAGAUGCUCUGCAGUGACCUAUGGUCCAGGGAAGUGGAGACAACUUGGCUGCAGGAACAGACAGCAGGAAGAAUUGCAAAACCGAGCUCCUUCCUCUGCCUCUAAUCUCCUUGCCUGGUCUGUGCUGCAGCUUCUCCUACAAAUGUUAAAGCUGCCUCCCAGGUCUCCAGAAGAGCCAUUCCCAUCUUUACUGGCAAGCCCGAAAGAAAGGAUCCCUCAUCUACACGACAAACAACUGGCUAAGGAGGAGCUGUGGUGCUCAGAGGGCGCCCAGAGGACCUGGCAGGGGGGUGCCAGCUCUGCUGCAAAUGGUGCUUGCAUGUGAAGAAAGGCGGCAGGUAGGGGUGUGCCUGCCGGUGGCCAUACCUCUUGGCUCUCCCCUCCACACCAUGCGGGUCCCUGCCCUGCUCCUGCUCAUCAUCCCGGCCCUGCUGCCCUCAGCCGGCACUACCGACCCAGGCCAGACCUGCCCGUCCGAGAUGAACAAGGUCAAGGACCUUCUGGAGGUGAACUGCACGGGGCAGGCGCUCAGCGCGGUGCCCCCGGGCCUGCCUGUGGGCACGGGCAUCCUGCUGCUCAAUGCCAACCGCCUGGCAUCCCUCUCCACUGCCACCCUCCUGCCCCUCGCCCAGCUGCAGGACCUCGACCUAUCUGACAACGGGCUGGUGGCUCUGCACACCGGGACCCCGCUGCCGUCCUUGAAGGAGCUGAUCCUCUCCCACAACAUGCUGGGGGCCCUGCCUGCCCUGCGGGGCCUGCCCUCGCUCACCCGCCUGGCUGUGGCCAACAACAGCCUGACAACACUGGCCCCGGGGGCUUUCCACGCCGUGCCGCAGCUGCGGGACCUGGACCUGCGUGGGAACCAGCUGCGGACGCUGCCCCAGGAGGCCUUUGCAGGGCUGAGAGCACUCGAGGACUUGGACCUCUCAGACAACUUCUUGGAGGAGCUCCCCAAGGAGCUGCUGCAGGAUCUGCAAAAGCUGGCGACCCUCUGGCUCUCAGGGAACCGCCUGCGGACCCUGCCCACCGAAUUCUUCCCUGAGGGGCACCUCUUCAUGUAUGUCUUCCUCACUGAGAACCCCUGGCACUGUGACUGCAACCUGCUCUACCUGAAGGCCUGGAUCAGGCACAACGACGGCAGUGUCUACCAGCCGGAGAGGGGCCUGGAGAAGACAAAGGUGGAGGUCGCCCCUGAGAAGGUGCUGUGCCACAGCCCUGCCGAGCAUCGGCUGACGCCCAUCAUCUACUUCAAGCCCAACUGCAGCAGUGUGGGGGAUGAAGAGGAAGAGGAUGAAUACUAUGAUGGGGAAGAAACAAUGGAGAAAGCUACCACGAUCACCUUAUUCCCCCCACGUCCAUCUACCCCCACACCCCAUGCUGUUACUUGGCCUCCCCUUGCUACCACAAGACCUCCCCUCACCGCCCCCCGUAGCUCCAUCCUUGCCCCAAACACUUCACUUGCAACGCCUUCAAGCACCAGAGCUCCCAGCACCACCACUCCUGUGCCAGCCAGUCCCACCGUCACACCCACACAGGCCCCUGACACUGCUGCCAUUCCCACUGCCGCUCCCACUAGCAAACCACACGGACCAGCCACCCUCAUCUCUACCACCUCACUGCCAGCCGCUAUGAGCACCAGACCUUCCAGCACCAGCAGCCGUCCCCAGACCACCCUCACUGCCAGCACUACUAACACCGAUGCCGCUCUCACGGUGUCCACUGGCUCAGUUUCCACCACCUCCAUGGCAGUGCCUUCUACUGCCACGCUAGAGGCCUCUUCCGUUGUCAGAUCUUCAUCUCCUGGGACAUCGACCACACCAGUGGUCUCCACCGCCGUGCUUUCCACUCACGCCCCAACACUGCUGGCCCCUCUGGACACCACACGUGUCACCCAGCCUGCGCCUUCUCCUUCACCCGCACCUCUCCCCCUCUGCCCAUGCUCCACCCCAGGACUGGCCAUACCCGUGCUGCACUCGUGGGCAGGUGGGGAGGGUCCGCAGUGGGGGCAGUGGGUGCAGAGGCACUGCUGCCUAUUGCACUGGGUGCUCUAUGUGGCCUCCAUGGUUCUGCUGGUCCUGACCGUGCUGGCUUUAGGGGGCUGGCUGGUGUGGAUGUGUCUGGCGGGACGGCCCUCCUGGCACAAGUCCCUGCAGACCCAGGAGGUGCAGUACCCACUGCUGAGGUGCAGGGAGCCUACAGGAAGCCCUGCAGUGCAUCUCAGCAGCUUCGAAAGCCCUCUCCGGCGCCCCACAUUCUGUACCAUCAAGGAAGUGGAGUUGUGCCCUGAGGUCAUUUACUGCACCGUUAAAGAUGUGGCAAUACAACGCAGUCCUCCUGCAAGUUCCUCCUUCUGCACUACAAAGGAGGUGUGGGUCCACCACAGUCCUCCGAAUGCUUCGUUCAAGUCUUUCUCCGGGAAGCUGACGGCCACAAACCUUGGCUCCCUCAGGACCUCUUCUGCUUACAGCCUGGACAGGGCUGUCAAGGCCAUCGGUGAUGUCAGAGUGAAAUAUGCUGGCAACACCUUGUAAAUGCUUCUGUAUGUUCAGAGAAAGAGAUGGAGGGUCAUGGCUCUGCUUCAUGUACCCUUGUUUUACAAGGGAAACAGCUUCUUGCCCGGAGGGAAGCCACCCAGCUCCUUCCUCUAGUAUUAAUUUCACACCUCCUGAGGUUUCUAGAUCUGAAGUAAUUACUUGGGUACUUGGCAAGGGGGAGAAGAUGGCUUAAACUGGCCAGUGAUAGUUUGGGGCUGCCACUGCCUGGUUUCGGGAUGAGUGUGGGAAAGCAGAGCUUACUCUCUAUUUUGUAUCCCAACCGCUUCUGUUCAAAUGAUGCACAUAAAGAUGCGCUAUGCUUUCAACCCAAUGACAGGUUAAUCACAGAAUAAAUAUUCUCUUUACCUGAA
Molecule: messenger RNA, 2925 nt
Organism: Tyto alba (common barn owl)
Lineage: Eukaryota; Metazoa; Chordata; Aves; Strigiformes; Tytonidae
Gene: GP1BA
Product: glycoprotein Ib platelet subunit alpha
Exons: 2
Coding region: 329-2551 (740 amino acids)
Molecular function (GO): protein binding
Source: RefSeq, a predicted model, not a curated record